Chanos chanos (milkfish) is the source of this 2091-nucleotide messenger RNA. It is a transcript of the gene fsd2, whose product is annotated as fibronectin type III and SPRY domain containing 2. NCBI's taxonomy places the organism in Eukaryota, Metazoa, Chordata, Actinopteri, Gonorynchiformes, Chanidae. The transcript is spliced from 12 exons. Gene Ontology annotation, molecular function: protein binding. Bases 1 to 2091 code for a protein of 696 amino acids. The record is from RefSeq and is a predicted model, not a curated record.
AUGGACCUCUAUGAGAUUAGGGGACGGCUGGAUGUCAUAGCAGAGGAGAUUGCACUGAGUGAAGACGAGGACCCCGCGCCUGUGGAUGAAGGCUCAAAAGAAGUCAGUAAGGAGCCCUUUGUUCUUGUCACAAAAAAACAGCCAGAUCCUCCCGCGUCUACUUUUCAGCGUUUCUCGGUGGGCACAAAUGAAUCCCUUACAUUUGAACCGUACGUGCCAUCAGAUGAAGAUGAGCCCAGUGAUCAGAGGGCCGUAGCUGGGCUGUUACUGGGCAGUGAUGAUGUAUUUGCAGGAGAACCGCUUGACAAUACUGAGGAAAUGGUGGAGGGGCUAACGGCAAAAAGUGAGAGCGAUCCUCCAGAUGUUUUCUGCAUGGACUGCAGAACUCCCACCCGAGGUUUCCAGAGGCGUUUUGGCCCCCACAAAAAUCACAGGGUUGUUCUCAUGGCCAAAGCAGCAGAGGAAAUUAAGAAUGAACUGAACAAAACCAAGGGGAAGUUGGGAGAAAAGAUAACUCAAAUGGAGAAUUUUGCAAGCAACUUGGAGGAAAUCUUUAUCACUGUAGAGGAGAAUUUUGGCAGACAGGAACAGAACUUGGAGCAGCACUACAACGACGUCCUUCAGACCUUGUCGCAGCGCUACGAUGAGCGGGCGUCGGCCCUGGAGGAGGAGAAGAAGGCGAAACUGGAGGCUCUGUACACACAGCUCCUGGACUGUGGAAAAACACUGGACACCUCCAAAGAACUGAUAGAGACCGCACAAGAACUCUACCGCAACGAGAACAAGUUUGCCUUUCUCCAGGCGGUAAUGCCAGUCAUUGAGAGGAUCGAGCAGUUUGCUACAGAUGAACCAGACCUCAAACUCUCUGCGUCUCUCGAGUUUGAAACUCCAAUAGCUGAUUUGUCUGACGUCAAACAAAUGAUGGACUCAAUUAAUGCUAUCCCAGCGCCCUCGGCUCCAGUAAUGAACCCCCAGAUUCCCGGCUCGGCCUUGCAGACGUGCGUGCGCGUGUGCUGGAGCCUCUUCUCAGACGACACCGUCGAGUACUAUGAGCUAUACAGUCGACUCGUCUCUGAGGACAUCAGCCAGGAGAUGGACACAGAAGCUUCUAUGGUGAAGGUGAAGGAGACACACUGCACUGUUAGCAACUUGCUUCCCAAUGCACAGUAUGAGUUUUGGGUCACAGCCACAAAUACGACUGGCAUAAGCCCUGCCAGCGAGAAAGCUGUUUAUAUGACAGUUCCAGCACCACCAGUAAUAAAGCCAAGAGAGUGCACCAGUUGUCAAGACGCCGCACUUAUCCGCUGGGAGUCCGGGAACACGAACCCCGUGGACUCCUACACCGUGGAGCUGAGUGAGGUUUCUGCUGACAACACCGAGAGCUCCAUCACUGAGUCCAUAGUGGCCAUCCCAACCUGUGAGUGCCUCCUUCAGUUACAGACAGGGAAGCGUUACCUCAUCUCAGUGAGAGCCGUCAACAUCGGCGGGCCCAGUGAGAGGAGUCAGCCCAUUACUGUGUCUACAACAGGCACCUUUUUCCACCUGCUGGAGGACACAGCCCACCCGUGUCUGUCCGUGUCCGGGGACGGCUUCACCAUGUUCUACUUGGAUGAGGAACUUCCUCUAAGUGAAAUGACCUUCAGUGACAAUACGUUCGCAAGGUGUGUGGCAGUGCUGGGUGACCUGAUUCCCAUCAGGGGCAAGUACUACUGGGAAGUGGAGGUGGAGGAGAGCACAGAGUACAGGAUUGGUGUGGCCUACGAGGACACGCAGAGGAACUCGUAUCUGGGGGGAAACAACUCGUCUUGGUGUAUGAGACACGUUUUGACUCCGUCCAGACACAAAUAUGAGUUUCUGCACAACGGCUGGACUCCCGACAUCAGGAUAACGGAGCAUCCACUGAAGAUCGGAGUGUAUCUGGACUAUGACCAAGGAAAGCUGUCGUUUUUCAACGCAGACCUGGCCCAGCACCUCUAUACCUUUCACUGCCAGUUUCUCCAUUACGUGCUUCCCUGUUUCGCCCUGGACAACCCCGGAGCCCUCACUCUGCUCAACGGCAUGGCUAUUCCCGACUACGCCAAACUGCCAUGA